GUGUCACUAUGCCCCCAGACUUCUGACCCUGUGGAUUGUGUGUGUCUCUCUGCCCUCAGGACGCUCAGCCUGUGGAUUACGGGGGUCCCUGUGGCCCAGAGACCUGACCCUGUGGAUUUGCAGUGCCUCUCUGCCCCUGACGCUGAAUGGUUGGAGAACAGAGCGCCAUGAAGAGGUGGCAGUCCUUGUUUGUGAAACAGACGUACAAACCAUCGGCGGUGGACAAGUGGAUGAGGCAUGACCAGAAGCUCUUUGAAGCGGUGGAGAAAGGAGAUGCCAAGAAGGUCUCUUCUCUUCUAUCAAAGAAGCUCAUCAGAGCCACCAAGGCCAGCCCCAAAGGACUGUCUGCGUUCCAUCUCGCCGCAGCCAAAGGUCUCACAGAUUGUCUAAAUGUCAUCCUAUCUCACAAGGUGGAGAUCAACGCCAAGACUGAUGAUGGCUACACCGCGUUACACCUGGCUGCCAACAACUGCCAUCCAGACUGCGUCAAGAUUCUCCUCCAGCGUGGCGCCCACGAGGAUUCCAUCGACUUCCGCAGUCAGACGCCUCUGCACUGUGCAGCCUCUUCUGGUUGCGUUUCCAGCACGUCGUUACUAUGCGACGCAGAAGACACUAUCCUGGACGCCGCUGAUGAUGAUGGACGGACGCCGCUCAUGAUCGCUGCUCAGAGGAACCAUCCGAUGGUCUGCUCCUUACUGCUGGACCGAGGCGCUCAGAUCGACCUCACCGAACGAGAGAAAAAGACAGCGCUGAUCCUGGCAUGCGAGAAGGGCAAUCUCCAGGCGGCAGAGACCCUCGUAUCUAAAGGAGCGGACCCCCGGCCAAAAGAUAACAGGGGCUGCGAUGCUUUGGCUUAUGCCAGUCAGGCCAGAGAUGAGUCCCUCAAGAAACUGGUCCAAGCUGCGCUGGACAGAAGGAAAAGUGCAGGAGAAGGAUCACAAGAGGAAAGUGCAUCUGCUUGCAAGGUACCUCCUCAAACUAACCUUCGAGAGCAGGAACUGCUGAACAUGUGGAAGAGGAGAUAUGAAGAAGAACAGAAGAGGGGCCUAUGGUUACAGGGAGACCUGAUGAUGAAGACUCAAGAGCUGGAAAGCAUUAUGGAGGAGAGCCAGCUAGAGAAGACUAGACUCAAGAAACUGGUGGAAGAGUUGAGUGGUCUUCUUGAUGGCCAAGCAGAAAGGCAAGGAGCCACUGGACAGGAAUCUUACCCGCCUGACCCAUGUGGGCUUCUAAAUCGGGUGCUAGAGCAAGUAAAAAACGCCAAUGAGCAUCAACAAAAAGAGAGAAGACGACACGAGGACGCGGUGAAGAUGCUUAGGGAGAGGAUAACAGAGGUGGAACAGCAGCAAACACAUCAUCAGGAAGAAGUGAAGAACCUGCAAGUAGCCACGACCGCUGCCAAAGAGAACGAGGAAAGCGCACGUCAGAGAGUGGCCGAGUUAGAAGGUCAUCUGGAGAACAUGAGAGAAGUCCUGUCUCAGUUUGAGAAGCGGAAGAGAAUACAGAGCACGGUGGUUGAGGACCUAGAGGAAGAGAUCUCAGAGAUCACUCAGGAGAAAGAGGAACUUCUGGUUUUAUUACAAAAACUCCAGGGUCAGGAAGAUGUUCUGAUUGACACCAGGACGGACACGCGUAAUAACGACCAGGUCGUAAUGCAAAAUAACAUCAAAGCAUUGAAGGAAUUAGUCCAGACGUUGCAGAGUGACUCUACUAACAGGCACACGAAAACAGCAGAUGCGCUGGGGGGGAGCGAAGCAUUUAAGAACGGCUCCGGGUUGGUGUCUUUGGACGCCUUAGAAAAAAACGAAGGGAACUGGGAAAAGAUCAUAAGAACAAUAGAGAAAUACCUUGACAACAUCGAGAGGGCUCAACAGAACCUGGUUUUAAGUACAUCAGAAAGGCGUGACUCCGGACUUGUUAUGAAUGGGUCUGUAGGUGAGCACAAGACGGAGAACAAUAUGGAGGGACUCAACCACCAGAAAAAGGUGGAAACCAGUGUGCCAUGUCUACAAAGUGAGUUAAUACAACCUUCUGAUAACCGUACGGUGGGAAAUGAAUCGACGGCACCGGGAAUCUCUAAGACUUUGAGUUCCCCCUCUACGCAGGGAAGUGAGCAGGCUGGUGCUGACACCAUCCACUCACUGAGACAAAACGUUUCAGAGCUUCAGUUUGAGUUGUCGUCACUCAAAGCGACCCAUAGCAAUCUUCUCACCCAAAUGAACCACGCCAGCCAAGAGAAGCAUAAUUUAGAGGAAGGGCUCCUUGCCUUGCAAGAACGUCUACAGGCAGAGUAUGCUCUGAGGCAAGAAAUGGACAAUCUGUGUAAGGAUUACAAGCAGCAAGUUCUUCUCCUGUCGGACGAGCUGCUGGCCGAGCAGGGCAAACUCCAGAAAUUGACCUCGAGGCUGGAGUCCCAGGAGAAUGAAAUGCUGAUGCUGAAGGACAGCUUCCCACCAGAAAUAUUACGAGAAGGAACCAAUAAACGUGGAGAACUGUUCCAAAGCGACACCUUGGAGGAGCUUUACUGGAACGUAGGCACUCUGGUUAUGAAAUAUAACGAAGCAUUGCAGCUGAAAGCAGCUUUGCAAAAGGAAAAUCAUAAGCUUCUGGAAAAUCAAGCCCAGAACAUAUCGAUUACAGAUCACAACAAUAUAUUGAACGAAGUAACCAACAAAUUGGACACCCAGGUUAAGGAAACAGAGAUGCUGAAGCAGAGGCUCUUCCAAGCCAUGGGGAGCAUCGUUGAGUUGAGGGAUCAGCUCACAAGUCAAGCAUCAAGCUCAUUGUCUAGAGUGGAACACGAUAACAAGAUGGCUGACGUCCAGAGGACAGUAGAAUCUUUAAAAGAGGAAAAUGACGCAUACAAAGUAAACUUGGAGAAGAAGGGUGAGGAGGUUACUAUGCUUAAAAAGCAACUGGAACAAAAAGCUGUGGAGGAGCAGAUACUGAGAUCCAGGGAAGCCGAGAGGAUACAGGAGUACGAGAGGCACAUGAAGACACUAGAGGUCCGAAUCACAGCUUUGAGUGAGGAUGUCCAAAUACUGUCGGGCAAACUUAUGGAUGCUUCCAAAGAAUCCAUGCACUUAAGAGAUGAGCUGACAUCCGAGAAGGAAAGGUCAACACAUCUAGGGGAGAGGAGGAAAGAGCUAGAGACAGAGAGAGACGCUCUGAGGAUAGAGACACGUAAACAUGAAGAGGAAAAUAGUCGUCUGAAUGAAAAGUGUGAUGAGCAUUGCCGAGGUUCUCAGGAGAAACAGGAGAAGAUUGAAGAGUUGCUGAAGGAACUAGAUUCCAUGACCAAGGAGACUGUAGAGCAGCAGAUGAAGUGUGAGGACCUGAUGGCCCAGCUUGAGGACACAAACAAACGGCACCAGGAAAUCAUUUCUAUUUACAGAACCCACCUGCUCCACGCAGCUCAGGGCUUCAUGGAUAAGGAUGUCCAUCUUACGCUGCACUGGAUUCUGAAGAUGCAAAACGACAUUUACUGAGUCUGAUGGACCAAGCGGGAUGGAAACUACAACACCCGCCGGACAUUAACGGCGUUCUUUGCUUCGUGCCAAUUGU
This is a messenger RNA of Spea bombifrons (plains spadefoot toad), 3564 nucleotides long. RefSeq names its product ankyrin repeat domain 35 (gene ANKRD35). Lineage: Eukaryota; Metazoa; Chordata; Amphibia; Anura; Pelobatidae. The record is from RefSeq and is a predicted model, not a curated record. The transcript is spliced from 13 exons. Gene Ontology annotation, molecular function: actin binding. Bases 147 to 3488 code for a protein of 1113 amino acids.